Molecule: messenger RNA, 1156 nt
Organism: Carassius auratus (goldfish)
Lineage: Eukaryota; Metazoa; Chordata; Actinopteri; Cypriniformes; Cyprinidae
Product: esterase OVCA2
Exons: 2
Coding region: 179-850 (223 amino acids)
Biological process (GO): response to retinoic acid
Cellular component (GO): cytoplasm; nucleus
Molecular function (GO): hydrolase activity
Source: RefSeq, a predicted model, not a curated record
AAAAGGAAACAUACGUUUAGUUUCUUGUCAGCAUUUCGGUUAAUUGUUAUUUUAUUUAUUAAAACAACACAGCACAAUAUAACUGUAUUAUUACGUCGACUUUUCCCUGUUUGCUUUUAGCAGUCUCUUUUUUUCGAUUUUGGAGAAUAGCUAGAAAAGCUUUGACAAAUAAUAAAUAAUGUCUAAAGCUGCAGUUCCUCUGCGAAUUCUCUGUAUUCACGGUUAUCGACAGAAUGGGAGCUCUUUUAGAGAGAAGACUGGAGCAUUACGCAAAUUAUUAAAGAAACAAGUGGAGCUGGUGUAUAUUAGUGCACCACACCAAGUUCCUGCUGUUCAAAACGAAACCAAUCAGAUGGCCAGUGGUGGUGAUGAGGACCAGAGGGGCUGGUGGUUCUCUGAUGUCCAGGCACGAAGUUUCAAUGCUCAGCAGGAGUGUGAGAGCAGCCUGGGUCUAGAAGAGAGUAUAGAGACUGUGAAAACUGCAGUGAAGGAACUUGGCCCCUUCGAUGGCAUCCUGGGCUUUAGUCAAGGUGCCGCCCUGGUGGCUAUGCUGUGUGCCCUGCAAGAACAAAAACUGGAGGCUGAUUUUAAUUUCCGCUUUGCCAUCCUGGUCGCCGGAUUCCGCAGUGUCUGUUCCCAACAUCAGCGGUUUUACGAAGGCACGGUGAUAACAAUCCCCUCUUUGCAUGUAUUUGGACAGGAUGACCGUGUAAUUCCAGAGGAGAUGAGCCGAGAUCUGCUGCCAGCGUUUGAUGGAGCUCAAAUCCUCAUUCAUCCUGGUGGACACUUUGUCCCGGCGGCAUCUUUGCACAGGCAGACAUACAAAGACUUCCUCAAGAAGUUUGAGUGAGAGGAUAAAAGAGUAUCUGAGAGUUCCUGGCAUAAAUCACGUCUAAAUUAAAUGUACUUCUUGAAAUAUUGCUACAUUGUAAAAGCCUUGGAAAUUGAAUGGUCAGUAAUAAGAUGUUUUACACUGAUCUCAGGGACAUGGUUACUUGAAUGAAGUGCUCUAUUGUUCGUUGUCCAGCUCAUUUGCUUCACAGAGUCCAUCUAAAGGAUAUUUCGGGGUUCAAAACAUGUUAGGCUCUGUAGCAUGGAUUUGUUUGCCACAGAAAAUAAUAUUAAUAUAUGAUAUUAAAUAAAAUAUCAAUUAUAA